This is a messenger RNA of Spodoptera litura, 723 nucleotides long. RefSeq lists its product as uncharacterized. Lineage: Eukaryota; Metazoa; Arthropoda; Insecta; Lepidoptera; Noctuidae. The record is from RefSeq and is a predicted model, not a curated record.
AUGCUGAUUGACGAGUUGAGUAGCAUUAGGGUCGGCUGUUUUAUUGAUGGUGUCUGUGUCAAUAAUAUUAGUUACGCGGAUGACAUGGUGCUGCUGAGCGCGUCGAUCUGUGGCCUAAGGAAACUUGUGCAGAAAUGUGAAGAGUAUGCAAAGUCACAUGGACUUAUUUACAAUUGCAAAAAGUCGGAAGUUAUGGUCUUUGGGGCUGGGGGUAAAAGUCCUGAAAAUAUACCACCUAUAUUUCUUAAUAGAAUGCCUUUAAACAGAGUGUAUAAAUAUCUGGGUCAUAUAUUGACCCCCGACCUCAAGGACGAUACAGAUAUUGAACGUGAGCGGAGAGCGUUGUCUGUUAGGGCAAACAUGAUAGCUCGCAGGUUUGCAAGGUGUUCACUUGAAGUCAAGAUCACCCUCUUCAGGGCAUACUGCACUAACUUUUAUACAUGCAGCUUGUGGGCUAGGUUUACGCAGAGGUCAUACAGCGCUCUCCGUGUUCAAUAUAAUAAUGCAUUUAGGGUGCUGGUGGGGCUGCCCCGCUUCUGUAGCGCAUCAGGAAUGUUCGCAGAUGCACACAUAGACUGUUUCUAUGCAACAAUGCGCAAAAGGUGUGCUUCCCUGGUGAGCAGGGUGCGGGCCAGCUCCAACAGUAUCCUGAGCAUGAUUGCGAGCAGACUGGACUGCAUAUACAUGGGACGAUGUAAUGCCAUUUCCCAUGGAUUAAUGUAG